Portunus trituberculatus (swimming crab) is the source of this 4789-nucleotide messenger RNA. RefSeq lists its product as uncharacterized. The record is from RefSeq and is a predicted model, not a curated record. The transcript is spliced from 9 exons. Lineage: Eukaryota; Metazoa; Arthropoda; Malacostraca; Decapoda; Portunidae. Bases 247 to 3477 code for a protein of 1076 amino acids. Gene Ontology annotation, molecular function: dopamine receptor binding.
GUGUGUGGUGUGGGAGAGUGUUGCUGUCACCACACUGUGUCCUUGUGGGAACAGGGUCAUUGUUUACUGUUUUCCUGCAGGCUACCCAGGUGCUUGUUGACACUUAUUGGGUACUGUUGGCUUCUUCUCCCUGGCCGAAUUAUAUUUCACAGUAUGUCAUUAGAAUGGGAUGAAUAUUCACGGGAAUUUUUCAUUUGGUUGUUGUAAUGCGAAAUAUGAGAAGCAUCAGGCGCACAUGACGCGGUAAUGAUGGACCUUCCUCAGCCCUUACCUGCUGUUAAUUUAAAGCGUAAUUCACCGAAACUCAUCCAUUUCACAGGUGGCAUGAUGGCAGGCAAUGAGGAGCGGUGGCGUGAGGGGUUAGGUGCCACUGCUGGGGCCCUUGGACAUCUUCUGGAGCGAAUGACUAAUGACUUCACACCUCAGCACGAUUCCCAGCACUACCAACCUGGCUUUGUACCUUCAGCAUCUCCUCCCUGGACUAAUUCUGGACAGGCUCCAUUAACAAGUCUGGGAUCACACACAAGCCUUGCCUCUCAAAUUCCUCCUCUGCAAGUAAACCACGGCAGCCUUGGCUCACAAGUUCCUACUAUGCAAUCAGCUCACAGUAACAUUGGGCCUCAAAUAACUCCAUUACAGCCUCCAACCACAAGUGCUCCUGGGGCCAUGCCUCCUGGUCCACAACUCACAGGAUCUUCAGCCAGGAGUUACUCUGUCAGCCAAGAUUUGUUUUCAGAGCUUGAUGGAGGUAGGAGUCCUCUGUUGAGGUCCUCCUCAGACUUAGGUCUGCGCAUGAGUCACUACCAUGCCCAGGGCAACCACUAUAGUGAUGGAAGGUUAGAUGGAUUUAUGGAUUCAAGUAUGGACUCUCUUGAUGGUAUGCUAGUAAGUGGUCCUGAUUCUUCCUUUUAUCUUGAGGUACAAAGAAGUCCAAAUGCAUCUUCAGGCACACCUCCAUUACAAGAAGGACAAGGUCUCAGUCCUGCUGCAGUACCUCCUCCAGAAUUCAGCUUUUAUUCUCAUGAAAAUGAUAGAAUCAGAGAAGGUGAAACUGUAAACAAUAUCUCUGCAAAGUUUUCAAAUUUUACAGCAUCUCUUGGAAGUUGGUUUAGCCCCUUUGAUCCGUUCCGAAGUAACCUUACUGCUGCCCAAACCAAACCACACAGUACCUCUGGAACCUCCACUAUUGGAACUAGAUCAGAAACAAAGCCUAGAAAAGAAAAUAGUGGGUCCCAGCAGUGUAGUGCUAGCCAAGCAUCCACUUCUCAACCAACUAAAGCCAACAAGCCUUCUUAUUCUGAUGUAUUAAUAAAAAACCCAGUACAGGAAGGUAAACUAAGCACUGCUUCACCACCUUUAAACAGUAGAAGUAGUAGCAGUAACAGUAACAGCAGUGGUACUACUACUGCCUUCAACCACCAGAGCCCACAAUCUCCCUCACCAAGCCCUGCAGCCUCCCGUCCGGAACAGAAGACUCGUAGUAAUGUGACAAAAACUAGCAAACCUCGCAGCUCCAACAAUAACAUCAAUGGAAGCCUUGACCAAGGUCGUAGACAGGCAAGCAAGGCAGAGAAUCAUGUAUCUCAAGUUGGUUUGGAUGAGUUUGAGUUGGUAGAUGGAAGUAUGGGCAAUGGAUCUAUUAGUGCUUAUGAACACUAUGACUGGGGAGAGUUUCCCAGUAGCACCAUAACCACCACCACCACAUCAACUAUUCUUGGCAGUGGCUCAUCAGUUCUCAAGUCAUGUGCUGGCAGCCCCACUCACCAAGCUAAGAAGGUGUCAAUAAAGGGAGAUGUCAAGAAGAACACACCAGAGAAGAGCAGCAACAAUGUUUCCUUUGAGGGAGAGGCAGGGAAAGGGAAUGGUGAUCAGCUCAACAACAAAGUUUCCUCAUCUCACCAUAAGCAGCCACCUAAGCGAACGUCCUACAUCAAUAACAUUCUUAGUGCUAGCAAUUCCUCGUCUCCGUCUCCCACAUCUCCAGGGACAGGCCCUGGAGGCAGUGUUCCUUCAAACCCCACCACAAACAGUCCAAGUCGUAACUCUCCCAUCUCUUCCUUUGUCACCAACUCAAUCAACAACAACAACAACAAUAACAUUAACAACAGCAGCAAUAACAACAAUAACAACAACAACAGUAGCAGCAACAACAACAAUAACAAUAAUAAUAAUAACAGUAAUAAUAGCAAUGAAAGUGAGCGUAAUGAUGGCAAUAAAAUUAAAACUUCAUCAUUAUCUAAGGAAGACAAGAAAACACAAGAUACAUCAGGACCAGCUGCUGGUGCAGCAACGCGUGCAGGGGGGCGAGGAAAAGCUCCUGUUAAUAGCCGCAAUGUUAUCUCAAGUAGACGCAAUCAAAGACGGAGGAGAGAUGCAUCAUUUACACAUUCUGAGCUUAUAGCGCAGGGAUGGGCCAUGGCUGUGCAGUGGAUGGCGCUAGCCGUGCGUGUGAUGGUGUGGCUUGGUACCCUGACCGUGGACGUUGUGGUGAUGAGUUCCCGGCUCCUCUUGCAUCUCAUGGUAGUGACAUGGGCACGCCUAUUAGAGUACUGGACUGCUGCUGGACUGACCCUCCAAUAUUACUGGAUCAAACUCACUGGCCUAUUUUCCAAAAGGGAGAAAGAAGAGAAAAAAUUACCAGGAAGAGACAAGAAAUUGCCACGUGGUCUGGAUGUCAACAUAUCAUUGCCCACCACUGGUGAUGAGGCCAUGAAGCGUCUUUUGGCAUGUAAAGGAAAAGACCCAUACAGCAUCUUGGGCGUGACUCAAGAUUGUACUGAUGAAGAUAUAAAAAAGUAUUACAAACGGCAAGCAUUUCUUGUGCAUCCAGAUAAAAAUAAACAACCGGGGGCAGAAGAAGCCUUUAAGAUCUUGGCUCAUGCGUUUGAAAUAAUAGGGGAACCAGAACGGCGGAGAGAGUAUGAUGUUCGUUUGGCAGAAGAAGUGCAGUUGGAAGGAGCGUGGGGGGAACUUGCCUCACUUCUUACUCGGCUACAGGAAAAGCUGGAUGAGGCAGCCAACACAAUACGAUGCACUAACUGUAACAAGAGACAUAGGCGGGUCAAGCUCCCAAGACCAAUUUAUGCUGCUAGACACUGUGCUGAAUGUCAAAUACAUCAUGCAGCCAGAGAGGGAGAUAUUUGGGCUGAGAGUACAUUAUUGGGGUUACGUUGGAGGUACUAUGCCUGCAUGGAAGGUGCUGUUUAUGACAUAAGUGAAUGGGCUGCCUGCCAGAGUGAUAACCUGAAGCACCUGCAGGCUAACACCCACAGCGUACAGUAUCGCAUUGUCUCGGGGAAGAAAAAUCCUCCUUCCAAAAAUAAUACUCCAGAAUUUCCUAGUGAUCCAGACCUAGAGGAGUUUUUCAACAACUUGUGUAAGGAAAAGUUUGGGAAGAAUUAUGCAUCAGGGAGCAAUCCAGGUGGUGGUCAACAGAUGCCGGAUACACGCAAGAGAAAGGGAAAGAAGAAAAAGUGAUCCAAGAGUUGGCGGGGGGAGGGUCAGGGUAAGGGUUAGGGUAGUAGACAGCAUUACAUACUAUGAAAUCAAUUGUAAAGGAUUAUAAUUUUUUUCAGUUUAUGUAUUUAUUUUUUCCACUCAGGAGUGCAUAAAUAGCUUACUCCUCUUGAAAAAAGUUGCAUGACACUUGGGCAGCUGCAACUAGGGUUUGGUAGGUGAAUGGUAUUUUUUAAUAACCUGUUAAAGGUGUGCUUCAUGGCCUUAGUAGAGCAGUAAAAUUUGGCUUGACAAUUCCAAACUUUGCCUUUGAAAAAUUAAAUGUGCUUAUGUUUUGAAUGAGACAAAUGACAAAGGCUAGGAACACCACCACAGCAAAAUUUGGUUAAUGACAAAAAAAUAUAGGAAUCAAAAUCAAUACUGCAGGUCAGUAAGUUUUGAGAACAGUUGUGUACUGUUUUUCCAGGCUGGCUCAUGAGGAGCUGCUCUACUGGCCCUUUUGUUAGCAUUAAUUACCAGGGGCUUGUUUUAUUUUGUCAAGGUUUUUCAUCCUAUUAUUUUCCUGACAAAUUAAAUUGCUGUGCUACUUUAGAAACCGUAAAAUUAGUUAUGUACCUGGCAUAGGUAAUAUUUUUACCAUACUUUUAUGUAAACUAAACAAAUGAUUGUGGACAAAAUAAAAUGGACAGAUUCUUAAUUAUAGCUGUAUAUUACAUAUACAGGCAAUUUUAUUUGAAAAUUUUAUUCUUGAGUAUCACCCAUGACAUCAGUCAGCAAAAGAAUAGGCACAUUUAAAAGUUUUCAAGUUAUUCUAGAACUACUUAUUAGCUUUUCUUUUGGUACUAAUGCAGCAUUUGACGAUGGUGUCAGGAAACUGGUGAUAAUGUAAGGUUAAUAUGUUUAUGCAGAUUGUUAUGGGUGUUGCGUAGCAGCUUCCCAUUAAGGUAUUUUGUCCAGAAAUGCUAAUUGUGCUAUUUUUUGAGGUCUGUUGGGGUGAUGGUGGCCACACUAGUUUUAUAAUAAAUUGGUUUGUGCACCAAUUUUGUGUUACAAUCCAACUUUGAGACUGUGGUCGCAGUCCACAUUACUGUCAUACAAGGGGAGGCCUUUUAGCAAUGUGAUUUAUAUGCAUACUGUGUCCUAAAGGUGAAAUACCUUUUAAGCUUAAUUGAUCAUGCACAUAUUCUCUUAAUUCCAGAAUUCUUUCUUCUAUGUUAAAUAUACAAUAAAUCACAACAUUGUUGUCUCACUUGUAGUGAGCAAAUAAUGCAGCAUCUAGAACGUACAUAUAAUCUGCUGAAUAAUAUUUUCUGUUAAUAUAGAAACUGUAAUA